Messenger RNA from Lepus europaeus (European hare), 4972 nucleotides. It is a transcript of the gene PPFIA1, whose product is annotated as PTPRF interacting protein alpha 1. Gene Ontology annotation, biological process: synapse organization. The coding region runs from base 75 to 3746 and encodes 1223 amino acids. The transcript has 29 exons. The record is from RefSeq and is a predicted model, not a curated record. Gene Ontology annotation, cellular component: presynaptic active zone. NCBI's taxonomy places the organism in Eukaryota, Metazoa, Chordata, Mammalia, Lagomorpha, Leporidae. Gene Ontology annotation, molecular function: protein binding.
CCUUCGUCGGCCCCUGAGCUCGCCCGGAGCGAGCCGCCGCGGGGCCUCGUCGCCCGCUGCCGCCGGCCAGCAAGAUGAUGUGUGAGGUGAUGCCGACCAUCAGUGAGGCAGAAGGCCCCCCGGGAGGAAGCGGGAGCCAUGGGGCCGGCUCCCCGGCUCAGCCCGACGCCGACUCGCACUUCGAGCAGCUGAUGGUGUCCAUGCUGGAAGAAAGGGACCGCCUUCUGGACACGCUGAGAGAGACCCAGGAGACGCUGGCGCUGACGCAGGGCAAGCUGCACGAGGUCGGCCACGAGAGGGACUCUCUGCAGAGGCAGCUCAACACCGCACUGCCGCAGGAGUUUGCAGCACUUACUAAAGAGCUCAACGUGUGCAGGGAGCAGCUCCUGGAGAGGGAGGAGGAGAUCGCCGAGCUGAAAGCAGAGAGGAACAACACCAGGCUGCUGUUGGAGCAUUUGGAGUGCCUGGUCUCCAGACAUGAGCGCUCCCUGCGCAUGACCGUGGUGAAGAGGCAGGCACAGUCGCCCGCCGGCGUGUCCAGCGAGGUGGAGGUGCUGAAGGCGCUGAAGUCCUUGUUUGAACACCACAAAGCUCUGGAUGAAAAGGUGAGAGAGCGGCUGCGAGUGGCACUUGAGAGGUGCAGUUUGUUGGAGGAAGAAUUAGGAGCCACGCACAAAGAGCUAAUGAUUCUUAAAGAACAGAAUAACCAGAAAAAAACAGGAGCAGAUGGAGUGCCGGACGUGAACCACGAGCAAGAGAACGUGCCAAGCACAAAUGGAAAGAGGUCUUCGGACGGCUCUCUGAGCCACGAGGAGGACCUGGCGAAGGUGCUGGAGCUCCAGGAGGUCAUCGACAGGCAGGCGAGAGAGCAGAGCCAGAUGAAGGAGCGCCUGGCCGCCCUGUGCACCCACGUGGCCGAGCUGGAGGACGACCUCGACACAGCCAGGAAGGACCUCAUCAAGUCCGAGGAGACCAACACCAAGCUGCAGCGAGACGUCCGUGAAGCCAUGGCCCAAAAGGAAGACAUGGAGGAGAGAAUCACGACUCUGGAGAAGCGCUACCUCGCGGCGCAGCGUGAAGCCACCUCUGUGCACGACCUCAACGAUAAACUUGAGAAUGAGAUUGCAAAUAAAGAUUCCAUGCAUCGACAGACUGAGGAUAAAAACCGCCAGUUACAGGAGCGCCUGGAGCUGGCCGAGCAGAAGCUGCAGCAGACGCUCCGGAAAGCAGAGACGCUGCCCGAGGUGGAGGCGGAGCUGGCCCAGCGCGUGGCGGCGCUGUCCAAGGCUGAAGAGAGACACGGCAACAUUGAAGAAAGGCUGCGGCAGAUGGAGGCGCAGCUGGAGGAGAAGAACCAGGAGCUGCAGCGGGCAAGGCAGAGAGAAAAAAUGAAUGAGGAACAUAAUAAGCGCUUGUCAGACACUGUGGACAAGCUGCUUUCAGAAUCUAAUGAGAGACUUCAGCUUCAUCUUAAAGAGAGAAUGGCCGCUCUGGAAGACAAGAAUUCUCUAUUACGAGAAGUUGAAAACGCGAAAAAGCAAUUAGAAGAAACGCAACAUGAUAAGGAUCAGCUCGUCCUAAACAUCGAGGCCCUGAGGGCUGAGCUAGACCAGAUGAGGCUGCGAGGUGCUUCCCUCCAUCAUGGCCGACCCCACUUGGGCAGCGUCCCAGACUUCAGGUUUCCCGCGGCGGAUGGUCACACGGACGCCUACAGCACCAGCGCCGUGCUGCGGCGCCCCCAGAAGGGCCGGCUGGCAGCGCUGCGGGAUGAGCCCUCCAAGGUACAGACUCUGAACGAGCAGGACUGGGAGCGUGCCCAGCAAGCCAGCGUCUUGGCCAAUGUGGCCCAGGCCUUUGAGAGUGACGUGGACGUGUCUGACGGUGAGGAUGACAGGGACACCGUGCUCAGUGCCGUGGACCUGUGGUCGCCCAGCGGGCAGGCUGAUGCGCAGACGCUGGCCGUGAUGCUGCAGGAGCAGCUGGACGCCAUCAACAAGGAGAUCAGGUUGAUCCAAGAAGAGAAGGAGAACACGGAGCAGCGGGCGGAGGAGAUCGAAAGUCGCGUCGGCAGUGGCAGCUUAGACAGUCUUGGUCGUUUUAGAUCAAUGAGCUCCAUUCCCCCCUACCCUGCUUCCUCGCUGGCCGGCUCCUCCCCUCCAGGCAGUGGCCGCUCCACCCCAAGAAGGGUUCCUCACAGCCCCGCCCGGGAGGUGGACAGACUGGGCGUCAUGACUCUCCUGCCAGCCUCCCGAGAAGAGGUACGAGACGACAAGACGACCAUCAAAUGUGAAACCUCCCCCCCCUCUUCUCCGCGGGCGCUCCGGCUGGACAGGCUGCACAAAGGGGCGCCGCACUCGGUCAGCCAGGAGGACGUCAGGGACAUGCGGAACUCCACAGGCUCCCAGGAUGGCCCCGCGAGCAAUCCCAGCAGCAGCAACAGCAGCCAGGACUCGCUGCACAAAGCCCCGAAGAAGAAGGGCAUCAAGUCCUCCAUCGGCCGCUUGUUUGGCAAGAGAGAGAAGGGCCGGCCUGGACAGACUGGCAAGGACGCCUUAGGGCAAGCCGGUGUUUCGGAGGCAGACGGCUCGUCUCCAGAUGCCCUGGGCCUGAGCAAACUGGGCGGACAGGCUGAAAAAACCCGCAGGCUCCAGAAGAAGCAUGAGUUGCUCGAGGAGGCCCGGAGACAGGGUUUACCGUUCGCACAGUGGGACGGGCCGACAGUGGUGGUCUGGCUGGAGCUCUGGGUCGGGAUGCCAGCCUGGUAUGUGGCUGCGUGCCGAGCAAACGUGAAGAGCGGGGCCAUCAUGUCCGCGCUGUCCGACACGGAGAUCCAGCGGGAGAUCGGCAUCAGCAACCCGCUGCACCGGCUGAAGCUGCGGCUGGCCAUCCAGGAGAUCAUGUCGCUGACCAGCCCGUCCGCCCCGCCCACGUCCAGAACGACCACAGGAAAUGUCUGGUUAACACACGAAGAGAUGGAAACACUCGCAGCCACGCCGCAAACGACGCUCGCGUACGGGGACAUGAACCACGAGUGGAUCGGCAACGAGUGGCUGCCCAGCCUGGGCCUUCCCCAGUACCGCAGCUACUUCAUGGAGUGCCUCGUGGACGCCCGGAUGCUGGACCACUUGACCAAGAAGGACCUGCGCGGGCAGCUGAAGAUGGUCGACAGCUUUCACAGGAACAGCUUCCAGUGUGGAAUCAUGUGCCUGCGGAGGCUGAAUUACGACCGCAAAGAGCUGGAGAGGAAGCGAGAGGAGAGCCAGCACGAAGUGAAAGACGUCCUUGUGUGGAGCAACGACCGCGUGAUGCGCUGGAUCCUGUCCAUCGGCCUGAAAGAGUACGCCAACAACCUGGUCGAGAGCGGCGUGCACGGCGCGCUGCUGGCCCUGGACGAGACCUUCGACUUCAGCGCGCUGGCCUUGUUGCUGCAGAUCCCGACCCAGAAUACACAGGCCCGAGCUGUCUUGGAAAGAGAAUUUAACAACCUUUUGGUCAUGGGGACUGACCGGCGGUUUGAUGAAGACGAUGACAAGAGCUUUAGGAGAGCACCUUCCUGGAGGAAGAAGUUUAGACCAAAGGACAUUCGCGGCCUGGCUGCGGGGUCGGCAGAGACUCUCCCUGCGAACUUCCGUGUGACUUCCUCCAUGGCUUCCCCCUCUGUGCAGCCCAAGAAGAUGCAGAUGGACGGCAGCUCAUCGGGCGCGCAGAGGCUGGACUCGGCCGCAGUCAGGACUUACUCCUGCUGAAGCCUCCUGUGUGUACCCGCACUACUUCUACAGAUGACUCUGCCGCACUGGGGACCCAGCAGCCACGCCGCCUUGGACUCCCGUGGAAUCUGUAACCUGUUGAUACUUGUUACAUGGACACUGAGAUAUUUUAUUACAGAGUUUUUAAUUAGUGAAAAAUUCAUGAAUACCAUAGAGAAAAUAUUUUAGAAUUUAAUGUUUCUUAUAUUUAUGUAAACUUAUGGCCUUCAUUUAUAUAGUUCCCUUUUUCAUGUAUAUCCAGGCUAUAAAUAUCCUGUGAAAUCAAUCCAUGUUCUUAUACCUAAUGUUGGUCUUUGAAAUGAAUGUACUGUAAUGCUUGUAUGUAUGAGUCCUAUGAACAAAUAUAGGGCUUUUGUAAAUUAUGCAUUAUUGUAAUUAUCACUGUUUGAUUUGGGGAUGAGAAACCACGACAGAGAAGGGGAUUUUACUACGUCUAUAAAAUCAUGACAAAGCAAUGUGCGCUCUCCUUUACCUCGCUCUACAACAAUCAUUUUGAAAUAAGCAGAUUUAAUGUCAAGCGAUUAUUGUCAUAUUUUAAAGACUGACCUUAACUGUACUUUUUUUCUAGCAAGAAAUGCUUUAUUCUGCAGCCUGAGCAGACUUCAGAUCUCCGGUGUUCAGCGUCAGCUUCUAACAAAGCCGGGGCUGGAAGGGUCCGCGGAGCGCUGCGGAAAUCUCUGCGCACCGGGGACCCUUUCCUGGCCCCGAGCCGGAGCCACACUCGAGCCAGGAGCAGGGGUGGGGGCGGAGGGAAGCCGCCCACACAGCUAUCACCGAGGACCAAUCACCACGCAGUGUGCUCUCUCUCAGACACCUGUGGUGCAGUCUAAUAAAGGCCUUACCGUUCUUACACAAAUCAGCUUCCAGGUUUGUUUGUGACCAUGCAGACGGAGCCGGCCUGGUCGUGCGCGCUACGGCAUUCUGGACUGCAGAAGUAGCAGAUGCGGCUUUUACUGCUAAAUGGCUGUGAAAAAGCCAGCGAGCAGCGCGUCAGGUCGGGCCCGUGGUGCGUCGCGCGGCCCUGGGCGUCGGUCUCUGUUUGGAGCCCACUUGCACAGCUCCUUGUGACUGUUGUGAACUUCCCGAUUCUGUAACAAAGUCUGUACAGUCUACUUUUGAACUGUUUUUAUCACAGUAUUAUUUAUUGCUUUCUUUCCAUAAAGUACUGACGCAUUUCCACUGCCAAUAAAGACAACUGAGCCUGA